Blepharisma stoltei is the source of this 456-nucleotide messenger RNA. NCBI's taxonomy places the organism in Eukaryota, Ciliophora, Heterotrichea, Heterotrichida, Blepharismidae. The record is from the annotation of a GenBank genome assembly.
AUGUGCUCGACUCUAUUAAAAAAUUUCGCAAUGUUGAGAACAAUAAAGUCAUGUGAAGACGUUUCAGACGGAGAUUUAUACAAAACAGAAACAGUAGCAAGCCUUUCUCAUUCCAGCACCAAUGACGACAUUUGUCCUUCUCUCUACACUCUAGAUAACAAAGAGGAUUUUGAAUCUUUAUGCAUAAUUAAUCUAAAAAAUUGCCAAACUCCAGAUUGCUAUCGCACAAAUCCAUUAACCCCAAGUGAAAAUUUACAUUUAUUUACACGAUUAGAAGUAAAUAAAGAAAUAAAAAUUCGGGAUUUAAAUUGAAAAAUAAGGAAGCUUUUACAUUAUUUAGAUGAAGAAAUCGAAGCUAUUUCUAUCAGAGAUGAGUGUAGCAUAGCGCCUAAGCCUUUAGAACUUGAUUCUCCUUCAUCAAAUUUUAUUAAGCAGCGGAGAAAAGCUAAAAAAUAG